Molecule: messenger RNA, 1251 nt
Organism: Symbiodinium necroappetens
Lineage: Eukaryota; Dinophyceae; Suessiales; Symbiodiniaceae
Source: the annotation of a GenBank genome assembly
AUGCGACUCAAGUCUUACUUAUGUCUUACUCACUAUGUGUCUUUGCUGUUGCAGGUGAUGAAUGACCACUCGUGCUUCAGUUCAAAUCCAUUUCCGGAUGAACGGCUCGUGGCGCUGAACACGAUGUCCAAAGCUGACCAUUCUCGUGUCCUUCGCUACGUGCACAAGCACUACACGCAGGAUGAAGUGCAGACUAUCAAGGAUCAGGUGCAGAAGGUCAUCGAGGCACACACAGAGGACCUUUCUGUUGGCAAGGCGGAUGUUGUGAUCUGGGCGAAGCGCAUUCACAUGUCAAGCACUCUGAUACGAUUGGGCUUGGAUUUGGCCAACUAUGGAACGGAGGCUCUGGACGAGAUUAUAGCGCUGAACGAUGCCAUGGUUGCAUUGGUGGCCCCACUUGGCGGGGUAGGUCCCAAGUAUGAGACGCUUUCUUGGCAUUGGUGGCUCUGGGUGCUAAUAGGUCUGAUCCGCAGCUUCUUGCCGGUCUUGUCCAUGGCUUUCCAGCUCGGCAUUCCGUGUACAUGGCGCAUCAUCAGGCCAGAUGCCACUAUCUUUUUCCCUCCCAAGAGGCCCCGCAUGGGAUUAUGGUGGAAUCCAGAGCUCCUUUCUUUGGUUCCGAGGUACUUUCUCCUACUUCAUGCCCUUCUGGUCAAGGGCGAUGAUGGAUUGCUGAAAGGUUUGCGUGAGGGUGUUGAAAGUGGUGAUUUGGCCCUGGCAGAGAGCCUCACGCUCAUGGUGCAGCUGAUGGUGAACAUGACGUCGGCGAAUGCGUUGUGCUCGCUCGUGUUUCGUCUUGCUUCAGAGAAGGAGGCCUUCCGCCAGGUGUCUGAGGAUAUCUCAGGGACUGCAGAUCGCUUCAUUCAAGAGGUUCUCCGACUGGAUGCUCCUCUCCAGCGGAACCCUCGCAGAUACAUCAAAGCUGGUGCAAAGUGGACUGGAGGGCGAAUGCCCUUUGAGGGAGAUCAGGUGCUCCUUUUCUUGGGAGCAGCAAACAUGGAUCCGGCUGUUUAUAAGGAUCCGCAACAAUUCAGGCUUGACCGACAUGAGGAGCCGCCUCCUCUUACAUUCGGCAGUGGGAUGCACUAUUGUCUGGGGAGCAGUUUGGUCAAGUUGGAGCUGCGCCUGGCGCUUCAGCAUCUUUGCCGUCACUGUCAAUCCAUUGAGUUGAAUGGUGACUUCGAGCGGCUCGCAGAUGUAGAUGUUGGUAAUUGGGGCUUUCGCCGCUUGAACGUUCGACUAGUAACAGCUUGA